Fundulus heteroclitus (mummichog) is the source of this 4437-nucleotide messenger RNA. It is a transcript of the gene senp7, whose product is annotated as SUMO specific peptidase 7. The record is from RefSeq and is a predicted model, not a curated record. Gene Ontology annotation, cellular component: nucleus; cytoplasm. NCBI's taxonomy places the organism in Eukaryota, Metazoa, Chordata, Actinopteri, Cyprinodontiformes, Fundulidae. The transcript is spliced from 23 exons. Gene Ontology annotation, molecular function: SUMO-specific endopeptidase activity. Gene Ontology annotation, biological process: protein desumoylation. Bases 187 to 3324 code for a protein of 1045 amino acids.
UGUUGGUGCAGGGACCAGAAGCGGUCGUUAAGUGCAGAGUCGUGCCCGUGGAGAGGAUGUGUUUACCGUCUGUCCAAGCAAGGUGCGGCUGGAGGACACUGUUGGAAAAGCGGCUUUGCUGAAACAAAGAGGGAGAACCAGAGGAGGCUCCGACCUGGAGGGUGCCUUAAGACAUAUUAAAAAGGAAUGGAGCGACGAAGAGCCUUAACUAUUCCAUUUGCAGACAAGGACAAGCUGAUGGAAAACCCACUGAAAAUCCCCGUGGCAUCCCUGCCAUCAGAGUGUGGAAAGUUAGAAGGACAGGUCUCCUGGACUGCAUUCGCUGAUUGUAAAUACAAAUCUCACAAUUCCAGGCAUAAAAAUGGGUCCACGGUGUUUAAUUGCAGUCACGCCGCUUUAAAAAGUCCUGAAAUGCUGAGGAAGAAGCCCCGUCUCAUCCUAACAGAUAUCUUAAAGACCGAACUGGGCAAGGACUAUAUAGAGAGGACGAAAAUGAGCAGCGGCUCUAGACGGCUCUCCAGCUCUCAAAAGGAUGAUGGUCGAUGCAAAGAGGAAGAUCAGCCCCGCAGCGGAGCCAGGACCAGUCAGGCAGAGGAGAGGAACAACAAGCGCAAAAGUGCAACCUCUAACGGCAAACAGGGGACCCCCACCUCUCAACGACAAGCGACGAGAAACAAAAAGCCACAAAAUGCUGAAGAGGAAGACAGUGACGGAGUCCAAGAUAUUAAAGAGGUGAUAAUCGGCAAAGACCACGAAGACGAAGAGGAAGAAAAGUUUGCUGAGGUUGUAGACUGUGGAUUGUCGCUGAGCUGGAGCCCCACUGAGGACACAGCCGCCUGUGAUGAGAUCUCUGUAGGUUUCACUAAAGACAAGCUGACCGGAUCAGAGCAAGAUGUUCAGCACAGUUCGAAGCGUAAAAGAAGGGAUCCUGGCCUGCAGUAUAAUGGAGCGCUGAGCCCGAAACGCAAGCGUGAGAGUGUGCUUCGUCGGACAGGAGGAGGAAAAGAUGGAGGACAGACCCCCAUAGCUUUUAGGCGGGAAGAAAGCGAGGAAGAUGUUGACCUGGAGAGUAUGGACCGGUGCAUUUUGCAGUUCACCGUCGGAGGAGAAGACGGAUUGCAGCCCCUGGUCCCGCUCAUCCCUGAAGUGGAACCUGAAGGCAUCAUCAUCGGCAGCAAUCUCAGUUUGUUGCCCAGGGAUGACGGCACAUCUCCAACUAGCCCCCCUGAUCCCAUUGUGUUGUCCAGCGACGAGGAGAGCAGCGAUGAUCCUAAAUGUCGCAGCAAAUUGGUGCGGAAAGUGGCGUCUUCUUCAUCCACGUAUAGAAGGUCUUCAAAGGAAGCUACCCCCCAACAUGACAAGGCUUCAGACACGGAGGAGGUGUUGCAGAUGCUUGUGGAAGAGAGUCCACCUCCAGCAGCAGCGUCUCCUGGCCCUGAGGACUACUCCUCUCUGAGUAUACCCUUCUUGUCCAUGUACUGCGGAUGUUACAGAGUGAGAGCAGAAGGAGGCCUCAUGAUUGCAAAACAUAGAAUUAUCAUCCCACUUAAAGCCACCAACGAGCAGCUGGGGAUGCUGACCUUUGAGCGCAAAGAGCUGAGGAGGUACAGCGUUUGGGAUCAGCAGGACCUGGAGGUUCGAGGGAUUCGAUUUGAAGAGGACGUGGCUCCUUCCCCGGCUGGUGUCCUGCUGUUAUACGUGACUGAAACUGUUGCUGAGACGAUGGAGCAGCAACUUUACCAGCUAUGCCUCAGCGAAGACGGACCCAUGGAUACCGGAAAGGCCAGUCCCAUCAUCCUGCUGACUCUCAAAGAUCCGUUGGAGGGGAUGGAGGGAGCUUUACUGCGCUCUGUGCUGGACAUUGACUGCAUCAACAGAAUUACUCUUGAACUCAGCGCAAACAGCAAUGUAGACGGACCUAGUAGUUUAUUAGACAUUGACUCUCCAGUGCUUUCUUUGGACGACAGCAUAAAGCUGAUCACUAGAGUCGGAGCGGACUCAAAUCUGCUCUCCAUACUUGGAAUUAAAAGCCCUGACUCUGACCUGAGUGAAGAACAGGACAGUUUCCAGUAUGAUGAAGACGAACUCCCCACUGCCCACAUCUGGGUGGAUACGAACUACGAGAAGGACGUGGAGCUGGAUGUUGACAUGGCAGCAGAAGAUGGAGAACUGGAAGAUGGACCAACAAAGGAGGAGGAGGAGGUGGAGGAGGAGGAAGAACCCCAGACUCCCCCAGAUAGCAAAAAGGAGGAAGCUAAGCCCGUGUACACAGUUUGCCAUCGUAGAAGAGAAGGAUCCUACUCUGUGUCUCUUUGCAAACCCGACUCCAAAUGGACUAAAUUUAGGUACCAGGGACUGACUCAAAGGUUGAUACAGUUUCCUCCGCCCCCGUUGAAAGGGGGAAUAACCGUAACCAUGGAGGAUCUUAAAUGCCUUGAUGCUGGGAAGUACCUGAAUGAUGUAAUCAUUGAUUUUUACCUGAAGUAUCUCAUCCAGAAUGCAUCUGCUGCCAUUUCUGAGCGCUCCCACAUCUUCAGCAGCUUCUUCUAUAAGCAGCUGACGCGCAGGGACAACGCCAGCGAAGGAGGCAGCAGUGACUCUUGUCAGAGGCAGAGGCGGCACCAGCGAGUGAAGACCUGGACACGUCACGUGGACAUCUUUAACAAGGACUUCCUGUUUGUGCCUGUCAAUCAAGAAGCUCACUGGUAUUUGGUCGUGAUUUGCUUUCCUGGACUGGAUGAGCCUCAGCUGGAGGACUGGGUGGGAGCGGCCCAGGAACCAGACGAGACCAAAGAAUGUAAAAGUUCAAACAAUCCUGCAGAAACGCUGGAGAGUUUGGACCCCAGCGUCAGCAUGGACGCCGAGACGGAAAACAGCCUGGAUACAGGGACCAAAGACCUGCCACCAUCUUGUCCAGUUAGCUGCACUGAACAGACGUGUCAGAGACGGACCGUCUGCAGAAGGCCGUGCAUUCUUAUCAUGGAUUCUCUCAAGCUUUCUUCUCACGAGCGGAUCUGCAAACUUUUACGAGAGUAUCUGCAGUCAGAAUGGGAGGUGCGCCGUGGAUCAUCCAGAGAUUUUGGUCCUGAUCAGCUGAAGAGCUCACAUUGUCAAGUUCCACUUCAGGAUAACAGCAGUGACUGCGGCCUGUACCUUCUUCAAUAUGUUGAGUGUUUUUUAAAGGACCCUGUGGUGCACUUUGAUUUACCUCUGCAGCUUCGAAAAUGGUUCUCACGGCAGGUGGUUCGGCAGAAACGGGAUGAAAUCCGAAAUCUGAUCCUUAACCUUUACCGGCAUCAGAACCUGGACAGUAAAACUACAUGAAGCAGCUCUGCUGCUCAGUGCAUCACAUUCCUGCAUCCGUUAAACGGCAUCGCUCAUACUGAGCUGAAGACAUUUUUAUUUCAGCGUAAACUGGAAAAAAGUUCCUUUCAAAUAUUAUUUGUCCACGUCUUAAAAAAAACAACCAAACAGCCAUUUGUAACUGAAUAAAGAAUUGGCAAGUAAAAAUUAAAUUUCUAGUUUCACCCUUGAAGAUUUAGAAACCCUGACAUGUUACAGAUUUUUUUUUUCUCUGUUUAGUGGUUUUUGUAAAAAUAACUGGCAUUUAAUUUUUUUUUUGAAGUUGCAUCUUGAAAUUGGUCUGACCUAUUUUAUUUUUUUUUUUAAAUGGGAUAAUUGUAAAACUAAAACACAAUAACGGGACAAUGGUAACCAAAGGAACAUUGAGCACUAUCGGUUUACCUGCUUUGCCGUCGUGUUGAAAUCGUUAGUUUUGUUUCAGUUUUCAGUGAAAGACUUUUCGGGUAAUUGUAAGGGUUUUAUUCCAUCUGUCUGUGCUAACCGGGAUUUAAACCUCAGGGCUUUAAUGCAGACGGGAAGCAUCCAGCCAGCAGUCACCUCUCUGCUUGUUCUGUUCACGUUUACGGCACGCCAGCACCGAUCCCGCUAUAACAAAAGUAUUCCCUCACUCAACGUAAAUUUACCAAAUUAGUGGUUGGAAACCUUCUUGAGAUGAACUUUUAUUUUAUUUUCACAUUUGCCUCUAGCUUCAUUAUUGUACAGGACAGAUAUAUAUUUCGGUACAGAUUUUUGUAUUAUGCGUUGGCUGAACAGUGAACUGAUUUAUUUUUAUGCUUACAUUCACUAAAAAAAAAGACAUUGUUUAAAAAGUUUAAACCUAGAGUGACUUGGGCUGAGUUUGUUCUUUUUAGAUGAGCUGUUUAAAACCCCUUUACUGCUGUUGUGUAAAUUCCUAUUUCAGAAAUAACUCGUAUUGAUGUAGGUUUUGUUUUUCAUUCUGACAUCUUGUUUGUAAUUUUUAUGUUUAACACAGAACAUCUCUUAAAUAUUGUUUAGGAUGAUGAACGUUAAGAAGCUGAUCCCCUCCAAAUGUAUUUGGUUUUUGUUGUGCAUUAAAACUUUUAGAAACUAAAA